Dromaius novaehollandiae (emu) is the source of this 3254-nucleotide messenger RNA. It is a transcript of the gene AP1S2, whose product is annotated as adaptor related protein complex 1 subunit sigma 2. NCBI's taxonomy places the organism in Eukaryota, Metazoa, Chordata, Aves, Casuariiformes, Dromaiidae. Gene Ontology annotation, molecular function: clathrin-cargo adaptor activity. Gene Ontology annotation, biological process: intracellular protein transport; vesicle-mediated transport. The coding region runs from base 168 to 653 and encodes 161 amino acids. The transcript has 5 exons. The record is from RefSeq and is a predicted model, not a curated record. Gene Ontology annotation, cellular component: membrane coat; intracellular membrane-bounded organelle; AP-1 adaptor complex.
GCGCGCGCGCUCGCGCUCGCGACAGCGCCCGCGCGCGCGCCGGGCUCGAGCCGGCGGCAUCUCCCUUCCCCUCUCCUCAGUCCCGCUCGGCAGCCGUGGCGGCAGCACCAGCCUCGGUAGCGGUGCCGCGUCCUCUUCCUCCUCCUCGUCCUCCCCCCCGGGGCACGAUGCAGUUUAUGUUGCUUUUUAGUCGUCAGGGGAAACUGAGACUUCAGAAGUGGUAUGUCCCAUUAUCUGACAAAGAAAAGAAGAAAAUCACAAGGGAACUUGUUCAAACAGUGUUAGCCCGCAAACCGAAAAUGUGCAGCUUCCUGGAAUGGAGAGACCUGAAGAUUGUCUACAAAAGAUAUGCAAGCCUUUAUUUCUGCUGUGCUAUUGAAGAUCAGGACAAUGAACUGAUAACUCUGGAAAUAAUUCAUCGCUAUGUGGAACUUCUUGACAAGUAUUUUGGCAGUGUAUGUGAACUUGAUAUCAUCUUCAAUUUUGAAAAAGCCUAUUUCAUUCUGGAUGAAUUCCUUUUGGGAGGGGAAGUUCAGGAGACUUCCAAGAAAAAUGUUCUCAAAGCUAUUGAGCAGGCAGAUCUUUUACAGGAGAACACCUCAAUUCUUGUACUGAGAGAAGAAAGUUGGCAGAUGCAGCAUGUUGUUGCAUAACAUGCAUAUGUGCAGUAGCUGAAACAUAAUCAUGUGCCCAACUUCAUGAAAUUUUUUUAAUGCAUGAAACUGUAGCAACACAAUAUGUUCCAUGGAAAAUAAAAGAUUUUUUUUCCACUUAAAUAAAAGUUUAAUAUUUGCUGUGUUCUUAUUUGAUGGUCCAAGAGUGACUACAGUAUACAUAAUCUAGUAUUCAGCUUGUGGGAGCUCAUGGUCGUUCCCCAUGCUAAAACAAUGAAAUUGAAUGUAGCUGUUAACAAUUGCCAUAUGUAUAACUGGCAGUUAAUAUAAUUUAUGAAAGCUAAACUAAACAGAAUUUCUGUCUCUUGAUCUUGAUUUGAAAUAGGAGCAAGUUCCUAAACAUUGGCUUCUAGUGAAAACUUGUUUACUUACAUUCUGUGUAAUUUUUAUAAAAGUAUUUCAGAAAUCACCCUCAUUUUGUCCACCAUUAUUCUUUUAGUAGUUGAUUACAGAACAUCUAAAAUACUAUUUUUCUAAGAUAAAUCCCAAUAAUAAGGCUAUCACAUUUCCUUAUUUCUGUCAGUAUUUUAGUAAUGAUCAAAAAUGUAAAAGCUGCAUAGAUGUGUUUUCUUCUGCUCUUGCAGUUUGGCUUCAGUUGGUACCUAUUCAUCCUUCUGCAUGAAAAAUAAUAGAUACGCUAUUUCAGGCCCCCAAAGCCUCCACCUCAUCUUAUAUCCAGAAAGGUGCUUAAAUCCUUAAUGCCAGCUGACAUGGGUUAAUUGCCUAGGGAUGCUAUGUAGAUUUAAGUUUUCAAUGUUAGAAUGAGCAUUUUCUUGGACAAGAAAUGAAGAUUUAGUGAAUUGCCUAUAUAUGCCAUGGAAAUUUUGCUUUUGGAGAUGGAAUGUGCUAAUUGACAACUAUAGGUAUUCAUAAUAGUGGGAAGAUGGCAUUAGAUUGUCGUUGGAUUAUGACAAAAUAAAGAAAUUUUAGCAUCGGCAAUUAGGAAAGAAAAUUCUGAUAUUUAAACCUAUAGUGGGUGGAAGCACAAAGUUUUUUUGUCUGCUUUAGGAAACAGCCUUUGUAAGCAGCUGUUUCUUAUUACUCUCCUGAGAACCUUACCAUAAUUAAUGUAGUUAAUUCAGUCUUUCACUUAAUGUUAACUCUUAAAUAUAGACUCCUGAAAUAGACUGCCUUCCUAAGUUGUCAGUGACAUUCUGUGCCUUGGCUAUACCUGUAUUCCUUUCAAUGUGAAAGAAAAAUGAAUAAUGAAAUCUUUACAAAAGGAAGAUCUGAGUGCCUUGAUUGUGAUGCGUUCUUCACAUAUAACUCCUAACGUAGUCAGUGUUUCAAAUAGUAAAGCAGCUUUAGACUUCAGUUCCUAAGGCAUAUAUGUUCUUGAUUUUACGAACAGAUAAUGGUCUGUAAUUACAUUUUAGGACAUAUUUGUGGAGAGCUAUAUGAGAGUUACCGUGCAUGGGGGAAGGGGGAGGAGGGGAUAUGCAAUUAGUUAAUUAUUUAAGGAUUAGGAAAUACUUAAGAUCUAUGUUGACUGGGAAUCUGUCAUGACUGUUAGGAAAUGCAGUAAGUUGUGGUAGUGUUUUGGUAGCUGGCAUCCUUUGUAAACUCAGUUCAGACUUCAGUCCCAGAAAGAUGUUGAAUAUGUAGCAGAGAAGAGAUAGUAAUGCAGUUAAAUUGCCCGUUUUUUGGUUUAAAUAUAAAGAGUACACCUUACCUGGUUAUAUUAAGGGUUUUGCCUUUGUUACUUUGGUCAAAAAAGAGAAAGUGGACUUAUGUUUUUGGUGUUGAUUUGAGACACUGAUUAAGAACCUAUCACCUGGAUCUUGGUUUUAUGUGAUAGCUGCUACAAAGUGUACUUGUUCGUGACACAAAAAUAUUGUGACAAGUGUCAUGGGCAAGCCUCUAAAUAAACACAAUAAUUAAGUCCAAUUGGGAAUGUGCAUUCAACAUAUUUACUUUCCCUUUCAGGUAUUGCAUGUUUUCUUGCUUGUGCUGUUUAAAAUGCUUUUUCAGUAGUAGGUAAGGAAAUGCACAUGUGUGUGGAAAUGGCUGUUUGUGAGAUACUCUGGACUCCAGAGGUAGGUUUGUUUUCUAGUGUGUGGAAUAUUAUGUUGCCUUGCUUGUUCUUAAAAGACUAGCAUAGUUUGUCACAAGAUGUAAUGUCCAAAACCAAGAUAAAGCAUUUUGGGACUAAGCAAAGAGGGCAGUUGCUUGUGUGUUCAUUUUCACACAUCAGUUGAACAGGCAGUUGUUUUUUUUGAAUGAAGAAAACCUUGUAUGCAUUAUGAUAGAAAAAUGUGUUCCCUGCCAUGCUUGACUGCAGUGGUGCUAUAUAAGAUUGCAUAUAUAAUAGGCUUCGCUUUGGAAGAAUUUAUUUGCACCUUGUCUUAGAUAAAUUAGGUUAUUUGUUGUUCAGUCAUACUAUGGAUUAUUCUUGUUCUGAAAACUAGACUUUUUUAAAUGCAGUGUUCACAGGAUACAAGGCAAGGAGAUACUAAAAUUAAGAAAUUUUUGAUUCUGUGGAACUGUGUAAAUGUGCUAUUUCCUAACUUGUAUCAGUUCCAAACUUUGCCACGCUAUAAGGUAUUCUUUAUGUAUGUUUUGUGUUAAUUAUUUCACUCU